Messenger RNA from Rubroshorea leprosula, 5819 nucleotides. The record is from the annotation of a GenBank genome assembly. NCBI's taxonomy places the organism in Eukaryota, Viridiplantae, Streptophyta, Magnoliopsida, Malvales, Dipterocarpaceae.
CACGUUCUCACUUUCUUCCCCCACACAUUGAUUUUCCGGGAAAACCUCAAGAAAAUCCAAGAAAAUCCCGUUCUAAGGCCAAAGGCAGUCGAGUUCUGAAGAUCACAAACCCUAACAAGGAGUAACCAUAGCUGGCACAGGCCUCCUCGAUCUGAAUCACUUAGUCUAGGAAAUCAGGUACUGCCUGGUUUUCUUUUUUAUGGCUCUGUUAUUUUCAGCCUUUUCAAUAACCCUAGUUUGGUCCGGUGCGAUCUGGAGUGAGAAACCCUAUUAAGCACCAUCUCUCCGCGCUAGUUUCUUGUCUUUUUCCUUUGUGAAACCCUAGAUUUUGGUGGUUGUGGCGGCGGAAGGGUGCGUUUGAGAGACGGACUUGGUAUCUGCUUGGUUGGUUGGGUACGGUGGCUUUUUGUUGUGCCUCAUGCGAUUUGAUGCCGCCAGAACCAUUGCCUUGGGAUCGGAAGGACUGCUUCAAGGAGAGGAAGCACGAGCGCCCAGACCCUGGGGCGCGAUGGAGGGAGUCUCUCUCCAUGUCCUAUCAUCAUGGAUCAUCGCGCGAGUUCGCUCGAUCGGGAGCCGCUGACUUCCGCAGACCUCCUGGUCAUGGUAAGCUGGGUGGUUGGCAUCAGUUUGCUGGAGACCCUGGUUAUGGGUAUGGUCCUUUGCGGUCUGCUGACAAGAUGUUGGAAGCAGAAAGCUGCCGCCCAUUUUUUUCUCGUGGGGAUGGAAAAUAUUUUAGGAAUAAUGUUAGAGAAAAUAGGGGGUCAUAUAGCCAGAGAGAUUGGAAAGGAGGUCAUGCCUGGGAAACAAGCAAUGGUUUCCCCAACACAUAUGGAAGGCUAGAUGACAUGAACAAUGAACAGAGGUCAGUUGAUGAUAUGCUAACGUACCCCCCUCAUUCUAGUUCUGAAUUUGUGAACAGUUGCGAUCAACUUCACCCAAAAGACCAGCAUGAUAAUAGAGCAAGUGGUGGCAAUGGGUUGAGCACUGGAGUGAGAAGUGAGAGGGAGAACUCAGUUGGCUCAAUGGAUUGGAAGCCUCUCAAGUGGAACCGCUCUGGUAGCCUAUCUUCACGGGGCUCAGGUUUCAGCCAUUCAAAUAGCUCGAAGAGCUUAGGAGGUUUAGAUCCCACUGAAGGAAAGGCUGAGUCUCAACAAAAAAAUGUGACUCCAGUUCAAUCACCUUCUGGUGAUGCCGCUGCCUGUGUGACAUCUGCUGCACCAUGUGAGGAGACAACUUCCAGGAAGAAGCCACGCCUUGGGUGGGGUGAGGGGCUGGCGAAAUAUGAGAAAAAAAAGGUUGAAGGUCCUGAUUUAAGUGCAAAUGGAGGUGGGACUGCAGUUUCCAUCAGUAAUCAAGAGUUGAACCAUUCUAUGGCUUCAAACUUAGCUGAUAAGAGCCCUAGGGUUCUGGCUUUGUCUGAUUGUGCAUCUCCUGCAACUCCCUCCUCUGUUGCUUGCAGUUCUUCACCAGGUCUAGAGGAAAAAUCAUUUGUCAAGGCAGCAAAUGGCGAUAAUUAUAUUAGUGAAUUAUGUGGUUCUCCAAGUCAUGUGUCUCAGAACCAGCUUGAGGAAUUCACUUUUAAUCUGGAGAAGCUGGAUGUCAAUUCAAUUGCUAAUUUGGGCUCUUCACUCAAUGAAUUGCUUCAACCUGAUGAUCAUUGUUCAGUUGAUUCUAGUUUUGUUCGUUCUACCGCAAUGAAUAAGUUACUUUUGUGGAAAGGUGACAUUUUGAAGGCAGUAGAAAUGACUGAGUCUGAAAUUGAUUUACUUGAAAAUGAACUCAAGUCAUUUAAACGUGAAUCAGGAGAGAGUUGUCCUAGUCUGGCAAUAUCCAGUUCUUUCCUAUUGGAGCAAAAUCAGAAACCUUGUGAGAAACAGGAGGCUCUCUCAAAUUUGAGCUGUAGACCUACUCCCUUGCAAAUUGAUCAAUGUGGAGAUGCUGUUUUGGAUACAAAUCCUGUGUGUAAUGGGGCAGUGGAAGUAGCUUGUGCUGAUGUUAAGGAUGAGGAUAUUGAUAGCCCAGGAAGUGCAACAUCUAAAUUCACAGAACCAUCAUCUGUAGGGAAAGCAGUUUCUCCUUCUCAUAUUAUUAUAGACUAUGGUGAAUGUUCCAGGGACUUGGAUGCUCUUCAAUCUACAACAAUGGAGGUAUGUGUAGCUUCUGGCUGCAGUGAUGUAGGGACUGGUAUGCCUGCUUGUAAGGAUGGGGGGUUGCUUCCAAAGAUUAGCCACGAUGCAGAAAUUUCAGAAUCUGUGAACUGUCAUGGCAUUGGAGAAAAUAUAUCAUAUGAUGUAAUACUUUCUGCCAACAACGAAUUGGCAAAAAGAGCAUCUGAAGUAUUUAACAAAUUCUUGCCAAAAGAUCAUUGCCCUAUUGAUAUUUCAGGAGUAGUUACCAGUGUAGCUAGCUGGCAGAGUGAUUCUUUUAUCAGAGAAAGGUUUUUGAUGCGAAAGCGGGAUUUAAGAUUAAAGGAGAGAAUUUUGACUCUCAAGUAUAGAGCAUUUCAUCACCUAUGGAAGGAAGAUAUGCACUUGCUUUCAGUAAGAAAAUACCGUGCAAAGUCUCAGAAGAAAUUUGAUGUCACCUUACGAGCAAUGCAUGGUGUAUAUCAAAAGCAUCGCCCCUCUCUUCGCUCUCGAUUUUCUUUUCCUGCAGGAAAUCUGAGCUUGGUACCUACCAUGGAAAUGAUUAAUUUUGCAAGCAAACUGCUUUCAGAAUCACAAGCUAAGCAUCAAAGAUGUGCCCUGAAAAUGCCACCAUUGAUCUUAGAUGAGAAAGAGAAGCAACUUUCAAGGUUUGUAUCUACUAAUGGAUUGGUUGAAGAUUCAUGUGCUGUUGAGAAGGAGAGGUCUUUGAUAAAUCCUUGGACGUCAGAAGAGAAAGAUGUUUUUAUGAACAAGUUGGCUACAUUUGGAAAGGAUUUUAGAAAAAUUGCUUCAUUUCUUGACCAUAAGACAACAGCUGACUGUGUAGAGUUUUAUUACAAAAAUCACAAAUCUGAUUGUUUUGAGAAAACAAAGAAGAAGCAGGAUCUAAGUAAGCAGGGGAAAUCUGCUACUAGUACCUACAUGGUGACUUCAGGUAAGAAAUGGAGCCGUGAAAGGAAUGCUGCCUCCCUUGAUAUUUUGGGUGCAGCUUCAGUCAUAGCAGCUCAUGCAGAAAGUAGAAAUGGAAAUCGCCAGAUGUCAUCUGGUAGGAUCUUUUUGGGAGGAUGCUCUGAGUCUAAAUCUUCUCGAGUUGAUGAUAGCAUUGCAGAAAGAUCAAGCAGUUUUGAUUUUACUGGGAAUGAUAGAGAAACUGCAGCUGCUGAUGUUCUAGCAGGUAUAUGUGGUUCCCUCUCAUCAGAGGCAAUGAGUUCUUGUAUUACAAGUUCUGUUGACCCUGGUAGCUCUGAAUGGAGGUGCCAAAAAGUUGAUUCUCUUAUGAAAUGGACUUCAUCUGAUGUUACACAGAAUGUUGAUGAUGAUUCUUGUUCAGAUGAGAGUUGUGGGGAACUGGAUCCUGUUGAUUGGACAGAUGAGGAAAAAUCUAUUUUUGUACGGGCAUUCUCAUCUUAUGGUAAGAAUUUUUCAAUGAUCUCACGACGAGUCAGAACAAGGUCCCAGGAUCAAUGCAGGGUGUUCUUUAGCAAGAUUCGUAAGCGCCUUGGACUGGACUCGAUAAAUCCAAGAGCCAGAAACAUGGGAACAUCUAUGAGUGAUGAUGCGAAUGGUGAUGGGAGUGACAUGGAAGAAGCUUGUGUUCUGGAGAGCUCGAUAGUUGGUGGUAAGCAGGGUUCUAAAGUGGAUGAAGACUUGCCUUAUGUUGUGACCAUGGAUGAGGUAGGAUCCGAUCCUGCUGGGAAUGUCAACUUAGAGACUGACCUGAACAAUUCAGAAAAUAACAAACGGAUGAGAAUUCUUGAUCACAGUAAUUCUGAGGCUGUGGAAUCUGUUGUUUCUGACGGCAGUUGGUUGGAGGUCAGGCCUCAGCCAAACUGCCGGAGACAUGUCAACUAUGUUGAACAUAACCAGCUAGAGUUGGAGCCAGCUCAGGAAAGUGUUGCACUAACUGAUUUGGAAACUAGCAAAGAUCAACUGACUGAGCAGUGCACAUCUGUUGCAGUUUCCACAUCUGUUGGGGAGGUAGUUGAUGCUUGCCGAUGUAAUAUAAUUUCUGAGACUGAGCUCAAAUCUUUAGCUCAGUGUUCUACUAAGCCAUUAAAAAAUGAUCUGAAGGUUCAGGGACCUUUAUUGGCUAAGAGCAAAUCAGAUGAUCGAGAUGAAGAAUGCAGUGCAAAGACAAUUAGUCAAGGUUUCAGUUUGAGCCCUGAAGUUCUGCAUCCAGUUCCUCUUGAGUUGGAUUCAUCUGGAAAGCCAUCUGUCCUGUUGGCACAGGAGGUUACUUAUGCAGUUCCUAAUUCCAAGUCAAAAGAUUCUGAUGCCUCUAAAUGCGAUAAGGUGUCAAACCAAGAUAGGAUGUCAUCAACACAUGAUUUUCAGGACAGUGGAGAGAAAAGCAGUCACAAAUCUGUUAGUGGAGAUGAGUAUACUGUAUCAAAUCAUGGUGAAUCCUCCCAGAUCUCAGUGCUGCCAGCUUCAACCAAGAAAGAAAUAAAUGUUGAUGCAGGUUGCAUACAGCAUUCUGAAGUUCAAAGCCUUCGGAAGUCAGAUAGGGAUGUGGGUAGUCGGUACUUGGCACAGGAUUGCUACCUCAGAAAAUGUAAUGGUUCAAAAUCUCAGUCUUCAAUAGCUGCAAUUUCAUUUUUGUCGCAAAACUUGGAACAACCCAGUGAUCAUCCAAGGGCGCAUUCCCGAAGUCUCUCCGAUACAGAAAAACCUUGCAGGAAUGGUAAUGUCAGGUUGUUUGGUCAGAUCCUCAAUUCCAGUGGAGAUGAGAAUGACAAGGGGACCAAUUUCAUGAAACAGAGUGCCAAGUCAUCUAAUUCAAAACUCAAUGGUCAUAACCAAGUGGAUGGAAGUACAGCUAUUUUGAAGUUUGACCGUCAUAAUUAUCUGGGACUGGAGACUGUUCCCAUGAGUUUUGGUUACUGGGAUGGGAGCAGAAUACAAACUGGGUUUUCGCCUCUGCCUGAUUCAUCUAUUUUGAUGGCAAAGUAUCCUGCUGCAUUUGGUAACCAUUCUGCAGCCUCGUCCAAAAUGGGGCAGCGGGCAUUGCCAACUUGUGGGAAGAGUAAUGAGCGGAAUUUGAAUGCUGUUUCAGUUUUCCCUGCAAUGGAUAUAAGCAGCAAUGGUGGGGUGAUGGAUUAUCAGAUGUAUAGAGGCCGUGAUGGUUCAAAAGUGCAGCCUUUUAGUUUGGAUAUGAAGUCCAGACAGGAGAUAUUCUCUGAGAUGCAAAGACGCAAUGGAGCUGAUGUGAUCCCGACUUUACAGCAACAAGGGAGGGGAAUGGUUGGAAUGAAUGUUGUAGGGAGAACAGGGGUACUUGGAGGUAGCACAGGUGUGUCAGAUCCUGUGGCUGCCCUUCGCUAUGCCAGAAGUGAGCUGUAUGGCGGGCAGAAUGGGAACAUUGUCAGGGAAGAAGAAUCAUGGAGAGGCAAGGAGGACAUAGGCAGGUAGUAGUUCUAGAAGGGAGCUUAGCGGCAAAUCUCUGCCGCUCAGUGUAUAAUAGUUUUUGCAUUGUUUUAAUUUAAAAUGAUAGGGCAGAAGUGGACGGUUCUGAAGCCCGUCUUUUUGGUAAAAAGGGAUAUUUUAGGAGUUUGUAUUAUUUCAGCAGCUUUGUAUUUGUUGUAUUCGAUGGAAAAUACAGGAAAUAAUCAGUGAACAUUUGGGAGGGUCCAGCUUUCCUGUUAGUCUCCAAUCUAACAAUUGACCAUUGAU